Messenger RNA from Apis florea (little honeybee), 2987 nucleotides. RefSeq lists its product as uncharacterized. Gene Ontology annotation, cellular component: nucleus. The record is from RefSeq and is a predicted model, not a curated record. Gene Ontology annotation, molecular function: DNA-binding transcription activator activity, RNA polymerase II-specific; RNA polymerase II cis-regulatory region sequence-specific DNA binding; zinc ion binding. Lineage: Eukaryota; Metazoa; Arthropoda; Insecta; Hymenoptera; Apidae. Gene Ontology annotation, biological process: regulation of transcription by RNA polymerase II.
GAGACAAUAAUCGAGUGUAAAACGAAAAAAAAAAGGAACGAAAAAAUAGACAAAAAAAAAACAAAAAACAAAAAAAAAAGAAAAAAGAAAAAUACUUUCAGCAGAGUGGUAGCGCGAACAAUGGUAGCCACAAAUCAACGGGAUUAUGCCACUAUUUCACGCAUGGCUAUGGCCGGCUCGCAUGAUAAAUCAAGCUGUCGUUGGGCCACAAUAAACAAUAACAUUUGGACGGCCGGCUGGCGGGACGGCUGAGAUAACCGAUGGAGAGUUACGAGGAGGACGACGACACCCACUUCUGCAUCAAGUGCCAUUUGACGAUACACGGGUUGGAGAAUUACGUGCGGCAUCGUCAAUCGGGGUGCCGUCCGCCGGACGACAAGAACGUCGCCGUUUGGGUCUCACCGGCGGCGCCCGCCUCCCCGACCACCCCCGUCUCCUACCCGGAGAUACUGAACGCGGACGCGUUCUUCAGCUCGUUGGAGCUGCAGAGCAGCUCGAAGACGAACACCCGGAAGACGGCCUCGUUGCUCGACGAUAAGAAGUCGAGGAGGGAGGAGAGGAGGAAGAGGGGCCAGAAGGGGGCCCAGGGGGAGGGGGAGGGGGAGAAGCAGGAGAAGCAGCACAUUCACAACAUGCUGCCGCCUGUCACGGAGCUCGACGACACCGACUACCUCUGCAUCCCGUCCCUCGUCGGCUUCCCGGACAUCGUCUCGUCGGCCAAGCCGCCCCCGGCCGCGGCCCACGGCCGCAACAAAUUGGGCCACGGGGCGGCCACCGCCACGAAGCACGAGGCGGAAAACUCGUUGGAGAUGGGCCUGAUGGCGGCCCCCCACGAGGUGGUAGGUGCGAAGCAGGAUCCCGGGAGGAAGAGGCAGCAGGAGGAGCAGCAGGUCCAUCAAACGUGGCUCGAGGACACGAUACUCGCCGAGCUGGUGGCGAACAACGAGGCGGCGGCUGGCAAGGAUCUGGCCAGGUACGGGUUCGAGUAUCAACAGGAGGAGGAGGAGGAGGAGGACGAGGAGGACGAGGAGGAGGAAGAGGAGGAGGAAGAGUCGGAGGAGGAGGAGGAGGAGGAGGAGGACGCCUCUUACACGGAGUCGGACGAGGAAAGGGAGCGUUCCUCGAUGCGCGGCCACACCGGUGGCAAAUGGAAGCCGGGAUUGGACCAUCUCCCUCAAAAUAUGUCUCAACUUCAGGACGAUGACGAGGACGAGCAUCAUCAAGAACAUCCGCCGCCCUCUCACACCGGUGGCAAGUGGCGACCCUCGCACCACCAGGAGGAGUACGCAGGGGCCAAGGGACAACAGCAGCAACAACCGCCGCCGCAAGGGCACACGCGAGGGAAAUGGAUACCGGGGGCGCGAACGGAUAUCGAGGCGGGAUAUUGGUGCAGCCCUUGCGGCAGGAAACUUGCCUCUCGAUUGGUCUACAACAGGCAUCUUCGCUCCGAUUUGCACGCUAGAAGGAGCAUACGAGAGAUGGAUGGCGUUGUUUGCCUGCCACGAGCCGUCAACGCGAAAAAAUCUCGUAUCCAUCAAAGGCAGGGGAAAGGGCAAGCGGCGGAGGCGAAGGGAGGCGUUAAGAAAAGUUGCCGCAGACGGGAGAAGGAGAUACUUUCCUGCGAGAUGUGCCACGCGCGGGUGAGAAGGGCGCAAAUGGGCAAGCAUUUGCUCUCUCAUUAUCACUGCCGCGUGGCGGGCGUAAAUCCUCGCGGGCCACGGGCGCGUCGCUUUUUACUGGAAAAUAUGGCGAAUGUGGUUCGGCAGUGCCCCUUCCAGUGUUUCUCCUGCCGCUUUUAUUGCAACACGGAGGAAACGUUCCUGCGCCAUUGGCGGUCCGAGCUUCACGCGAAAACCCUCGAGCAGAUAAGCGGCAGCUACAGAUGCACCCCGUGCGACUUUUGGUGCGAGGAGAACGAAGCUAUGGAGUCCCACCUGCUCGAUCCGGGCCACCGAGACGUGGUCUCGAUGAUGAGGGGCUCGGUGCCGGUGAUGAUCGGCCGUCAACGAGCCCUGCCCUGCCCCGGUUGCGAUCGCCGCUUCCGUUACAAUUUGCAGCUUCGCAUGCACGCGAAGGAGACGGGCCACGAGGUGGGUUUGACGGCGAGCGACGAGUACCAGCAACGGAUGAGGUGCGACCUGUGCCCGCGGACGGUCAGGUCGUUGGUGGCGCUUCAACGCCAUCAGCUGUCGUGCCACGCGGCCAAGAUGGCGAAAGAUGGCGGCGAGGCGGUGAUCGGCGACGAGGCGGCGAAUAGGCCCGCGCCCUAUUUCUGCUCCUUUUGCUCGAUGAAUUUCGCCACCGCCCGCCAAGCGGUUCUGCAUCGAAGAACGUCGAGCCACAAGGAGGUGGUGAGGGCUCGGAAGAGCAACGACGGCUCCACGCCGACCACCGGCCGGCAGUGUCCCCAUUGCGAGAAGAAACAGGCGAAUCUGUCGGAUCAUAAGAGGCAUCUUCUCGACCAGCAUCCCGAACUUUGUUACAGAUGUCCGAGGUGCGGCACGCUAUUCGCCCUGUCCCAGGACGUGACCAGGCACACGAGGGAGAACAAGUGCCACGAGGAGGAGGAGGGGGGAUCGGGUGGAGUCGCGAAAAGGAAGGAGGGCGAGCGGUGGAGGUGCGGGGAGUGCAGUUUCUCGACCGAUUCCCAAGCGGAGUUCAUCUUCCACGAGGCUCUCCACGCCGGCCCCGUGGCGGACCAGGGGGAGAAACCGGGCCCCGCCAAGUCGUUGGCCAAGUACCCCUGCCCCGUUUGCAAGAGGGCGUUCGCCAAAGUGUCGUUGCGGAAUCACAUCAGAAGUCACACGGGGGAGAGGCCGUUUCCGUGCGCCAAGUGCCUCGCCCCCUUCUCCAGGAGAUCCGACCUGAACGCCCAUCAGAGGGAGUGCACCGGGUCGUCGUCGCCCGGAUGGCCCGAUGGCGGAUCUUCCGGCCGGAAGCGCGGUUUCGCCUGCUCCGAGUGCAACAACGCUUUCUACACCAAGUAA